GGCGAAGCGAGGGGGGCUCGGAGGCGCUUUCAGUGCGGGAAGCCGCUUGCGCGCUGUGCGCUCUGAGCCUUGGAGAGGUGGGGGCGCUGCGCCCUAGCGCACGGGCCCCUUCCCAGCUCAGGCAGCAGGGCCCCGGGGUGGUAUCCGGUGCCGCCGCCGCUGCUGGCGGGAGGGAGACGCCGCUCAGUCCCCGGCGCCGUCUCAGCGCCCUGGAGCCGAGCCGGUGGGUGGGGAGCCUGGCUAUGGUGCCCGGCUCCCGGCUGCAGCGCCCGGGGAGAGCCUAGCGGCGGCGCCCCGGGAGGCGAAGGAGAGCCCGCAGCGCGGGGCGGCGAUGCGGCUGGGAGCUGCGCGCCGGUGACCGUGGUGGGGCGGGGGGUGGGAAGCUUGUGGCCGGCCCUGGCGCUGCUCCGCCCGCCGCAGUGGUUCCCUGCAGGGGCUUGGACCAUCUGGCUGCCGGAAUCCCUGAGCCUCAGCCGCCGCCUCGCAAUGUUUCGCUGGAGCAUUAAUCGCUUUUGCGCUGGCGAAGAGAAACGAGUUGGGACACGCACCGUGUUUGUUGGCCACCGCCCUGUUUCAGAAACCGAUGCUUACGUCGAGCAGAAAUUCUGUGAUAAUAGAAUUGUCUCAUCCAAGUACACUGUCUGGAAUUUUCUUCCGAAGAAUCUUUUUGAACAGUUCAGAAGAAUUGCCAACUUUUAUUUCCUUAUCAUUUUCCUUGUGCAGGUCAUAGUAGAUACACCAACCAGUCCAGUAACCAGUGGACUUCCACUUUUCUUUGUGAUUAUUGUUACAGCUAUCAAACAGGGCUAUGAGGACUGGCUGAGACACAGAGCUGACAAGGAAGUAAAUAAAAGCAGCGUCUUCAUUGUUGAAAAUGCAAAGCAAGUGAAAAAACACAGCGAAAAAAUCAAGGUUGGCGACAUUGUAGAAGUGAAAGCAGACGAAACCUUCCCCUGUGAUCUGAUCUUCUUGGCAUCGAGUAAUGACGAUGGGAUCUGUUACGUCACGACGGCAAGUCUGGAUGGCGAGUCGAAUUUCAAGACUCAUUAUGCAGUGCGGGAUACGACUGAGCUCCGGACAGAUGAUGACAUCGACACCCUUACUGCCGCAAUCGAGUGUGAGCAGCCUCAACCUGACCUCUACAAAUUUGUUGGAAGAAUUAACAUCUACAGAAGUAACCAGGAGCCUGUAGCCCGGUCUUUGGGUCCUGAAAACCUGCUGCUGAAGGGUUCUACUUUAAAAAAUACAAAGAAGAUUUAUGGAGUUGCGGUUUAUACUGGAAUGGAAACAAAAAUGGCUUUGAACUACCAAGGAAAAUCACAAAAACGUUCAGCUGUAGAAAAAUCAAUCAACGCCUUCUUGAUAGUGUAUUUAUGCAUCUUAGUGAGUAAAGCUACGGUGUGCACCACUCUGAAAUACAUCUGGCAGAGUAAUCCAUUUAAUGAUGAGCCAUGGUAUAACCAAAAGACAAUAAAAGAAAGAGAUACGUUCAAGAUCUUAAGAAUGUUCACAGACUUCUUGUCGUUUAUGGUUCUGUUCAAUUUCAUUAUCCCGGUCUCCAUGUACGUUACUGUAGAAAUGCAAAAAUUCUUGGGCUCCUUCUUUAUUGCUUGGGAUAAGGAGAUGUAUGAUGAAGAAAUCAAGGAAGGAGCACUGGUGAAUACCUCGGACCUCAACGAAGAACUCGGUCAGGUUGAGUAUGUGUUCACAGACAAAACUGGAACCCUGACUGAAAACAGCAUGAAGUUCAUUGAGUGCUGCAUAGAUGGACACAAGUACAAAGAGGGCAUUUCAGAGGUGGAUGGGUUCUCUCACACGGACGGACCUUUGAAAUAUUAUGGGAAAGCAGAAAAGUGUCGAGAAGAGCUGUUCCUCCGUGCUUUGUGUCUGUGCCAUACAGUUCAAAUCAAAGAAGGAGACAACGUUGAUGGAUUGAUAGUAAACCAGGAGCGCAGUACCUAUAUCGCCUCUUCACCAGAUGAAAUAGCUUUGGUAAAAGGCGCCAAAAAGUAUGGUUUCACUUUUCUAGGACAUGAAGCUGGUUGCAUGAAAGUACAAAACCAAAAGAAUGAAAUCGAAAAGUAUCAGCUUCUUCAUGUACUAAACUUUGAUCCUGUCCGCCGCCGGAUGAGUGUUAUUGUGAAAACCAGUACAGGCAAGUUCCUCCUAUUCUGUAAAGGAGCAGACUCUUCUGUUUUUCCAAGGGUGCAACAAGAUGAAAUACAACAAACUAAAGUGCAUGUAGAACGUAACGCAAUGGAUGGAUAUCGAACUCUUUGUGUGGCCUUCAAAGAACUAACUCAAGAGGACUAUAAAAAAAUUGAUGAACAGCUCAAUGAAGCGAAAAUGGCUCUACAGGACAGAGAAGAAAAGAUGGCCAGGAUUUUUGAUGCCAUAGAGACCGACAUGCAUUUGAUAGGGGCUACUGCUGUGGAAGACAGACUGCAGGAACACGCUGCGGAAACCAUCGAGGCCCUGCAAACAGCAGGCAUGAAGGUCUGGGUGCUUACUGGGGACAAGAUGGAAACUGCAAAAUCCACCUGCUAUGCCUCCAGGCUCUUCCAGACAAACACUGAAUUACUGGAGCUGACCACAAAAACGAUGGGAGACAGCGACAGGAAAGAGGAUCGAUUACACGAGCUGUUGCUAGAGUAUCAUAAAAAGCUGCUGCAGGAUUUCCCCAAAAAUAGCGGAAAACUUAAAAGGAGCUGGACAGUGAGCCAAGAAUAUGGACUGAUUAUAGACGGCUCGACCCUGUCGUUGAUAUUCAAUCCUUCCCAGGAUUCCAGUUCCAGUAACUACAAAAGCAUUUUCCUACAGAUUUGCCUGAAGUGUACUGCGGUUCUAUGUUGUCGGAUGGCUCCUUUGCAGAAAGCCCAGAUCGUUAGAAUGGUGAAAAACACCAAGGGCAAUCCAAUAACACUAUCAAUAGGUGACGGUGCCAACGAUGUUAGCAUGAUCUUGGAAGCACAUGUCGGAAUAGGUAUAAAAGGCAAAGAAGGUCGUCAGGCAGCAAGAAACAGUGACUAUGCUGUUCCAAGGUUUAAGCAUUUAAGAAAAUUGCUACUAGCACAUGGGCAUUUAUAUUACGUGAGAAUAGCACACCUUGUACAGUAUUUCUUCUAUAAGAACCUUUGCUUCAUUUUACCACAAUUUUUAUACCAGUUCUUCUGUGGAUUCUCGCAACAGCCUCUGUAUGAUGCUGCUUACCUUACAAUGUACAACAUCUGCUUCACGUCACUACCUAUCCUGGCCUACAGUCUACUGGAGCAGCAUAUUAACAUUGAAACUCUGACCUCAGAUCCAAGAUUGUAUAUGAAAAUUUCGGAUAAUGCCAUGUUACAGUGGAAGCCUUUCUUAUACUGGACCUUUCUGGGCGCCUUUGAAGGACUUGUGUUUUUCUAUGGAGUUUACUUUCUUUUUCAAAAUUCAACAUUAGAAGAUAAUGGAAAGGUUUUUGGGAACUGGACCUUUGGAACUAUUGUUUUUACUGUAUUAGUGUUCACCGUCACUCUGAAGCUAGCGUUAGAUACUCGAUUCUGGACCUGGAUGAACCACUUUGUGAUUUGGGGCUCCUUAGCCUUUUAUGUCUUUUUCUCAUUCUUUUGGGGAGGAAUCAUAUGGCCUUUCUUGAAGCAGCAACGAAUGUAUUUUGUAUUUGCUCAUAUGGUGACGUCCGUAUCAACCUGGCUGGCCAUAGUUCUCCUUAUCUUUAUCAGCCUUUUCCCGGAGAUUCUUCUAGUAGUUUUUAAAAAUGCGAAAAGGAAAAACCAUCAGGAACAUCCACUGUCUUCAUGCUCUCUCAAACUUCCAGCAAUCACAGCUUUUCUUGGAAUGAAUAAGACUGUACCCUUUAAUUUGCCUAUGCUAUUGUCCUACAAACCUAUGGAGAAUGGUUACACCUCUGAAAUGAAGAUCGAAGAUGCUGUUACUAACUUGACACAAAGAUGCCAUCUCAGGAUACCUCAAAUGCAACAACUUUAAAUACUGCACCUUGUCGUGCUGCAGGACAAGACGUGUGUUUGAACUCUCAGUUCUCUUUAAGAUGACCCAUGUAUUGUAAGCAGCCUUGCUGACUAAGCAGCUGUGGAGACACUGGCCCUCAUUUUUUCAAAGUCUGAAAAUGGAAAAGUCUGGGACAUAAAAAGCCCGUGGAAUUGGGAGUGGAGAAAAGAACAUCUAGAAUUCCAUAAAAAUGGAACAAUAGAAACUUUAGAGACACAUGGAUGCUCCUUAUGCCCACUGACUAGAAGGAGACUCCUCCAUUACAGAUUCAUCCAACAGCAAUGAAUGGCCGCUAAAGUCUUAUUCUUUUGCCUGACCAAAGAAGUAGCACAGCCUUUCUGCUUAAUCGCGGUCUUGUCCAAUUCCCAUGGAAGACAUUGGAAAGGCUCCCAUCACGGAAGUAGGGUUGGACCCUAAAUUAAAACCACGGUCUGUCAUCUGGCACGGCUCCCGUUGCGGCUAACGAGAGUUGUGCACCAGCAGCUGAAGCCAGGAUGUGAUCGUUAGAAAAGUUCAGCUUUCAAAUCCACGCAGCAGAAAUACUUGAAAAUAGUGAAGAACUGAGCUGUUGAUGGCGUGAAAUGUCCAGUGGCAUCCCCUCUCCAUUGCAAACAGCAGGGUUAGCCUGUUAACUGGUCUCUGUUUGUUAAAAUGCAGAAGUGUGUCAGCCUGAACAUUUCUGAGGAGCCGAUCAAAAUAUUGGAAGAGUUUUCAUGGGGCCAGACUUCUUUUCCACAUUACCAAAUUUGAUCCUGGAACAGGAGGAAGACAUAAUGACUAACCCUUUCCCCUUAUGUAUUGAAAAUACACAGAAUUCUUUUAUUACUCAUGAAAAUCUCCUUAGUCAGGAAAGAAUCUUAAAUAAAAGUUGUGUUGUGCCAGG
Molecule: messenger RNA, 4888 nt
Organism: Malaclemys terrapin pileata
Lineage: Eukaryota; Metazoa; Chordata; Testudines; Emydidae
Gene: ATP11C
Product: ATPase phospholipid transporting 11C
Exons: 30
Coding region: 487-3984 (1165 amino acids)
Biological process (GO): phospholipid translocation
Cellular component (GO): plasma membrane; trans-Golgi network; recycling endosome
Molecular function (GO): ATP hydrolysis activity; ATPase-coupled intramembrane lipid carrier activity; ATP binding
Source: RefSeq, a predicted model, not a curated record